CCUAAAUUAAAUAUUAAGGUAUUGUAAUCGUGAAUUUGAUGAUGAAAAAAUUUUAAUUCAGCAUCAAAAAGCAAAACAUUUUAAAUGCCAUAUAUGUCAUAAAAAACUAUACACUGGUCCUGGUUUAUCGAUUCAUUGUAUGCAGGUACAUAAAGAAACAAUAGACAAAGUGCCCAAUGCACUUUCACAUCGUUCUAAUAUUGAAAUAGAAAUUUAUGGAAUGGAAGGAAUUCCAGAGGAUGAUAUGAAAGAACACGAACGACAAAAGUCUGGUAGUAAAGGYACUCGAUCAGAUAGUGAUGAUGACACUGGACCACCUAUAAAGAAGAAACCAGAGUAUUCAAAUCCAGCUGGUCCAUCUGUCAUGCCACCUUAUAAUCCUAUGAUGAAUCAUAUGCAAGCAAUGGGCUCUCCUUAUAUGGGACCAGGGUAA
Messenger RNA from Diuraphis noxia (Russian wheat aphid), 433 nucleotides. RefSeq lists its product as uncharacterized. The record is from RefSeq and is a predicted model, not a curated record. Lineage: Eukaryota; Metazoa; Arthropoda; Insecta; Hemiptera; Aphididae. Gene Ontology annotation, molecular function: DNA binding. Gene Ontology annotation, cellular component: nucleus.